Messenger RNA from Sphaeramia orbicularis (orbiculate cardinalfish), 901 nucleotides. It is a transcript of the gene clxn, whose product is annotated as calaxin. Gene Ontology annotation, molecular function: calcium ion binding. The transcript has 5 exons. The record is from RefSeq and is a predicted model, not a curated record. The coding region runs from base 200 to 844 and encodes 214 amino acids. NCBI's taxonomy places the organism in Eukaryota, Metazoa, Chordata, Actinopteri, Kurtiformes, Apogonidae.
GCCGUAUAUUUCCCCAACAAAUAAGUUAAUGGGUCUUUUAUUCUUUGCGCAUGUCCGAUACGGGAACAUGCGCAGUAAUGACUGGGAAUUCUACGUUACACACAGUUGCUAUGGUGAUAAGGUGUAAACAUCAUCCCUCGGUGGUUACCAGCGUAGUUUAUUUACUCAUUGAUAUAACUGUGUUUUAGUUCAAACCAAAAUGUCAGAAUUAUCUGCAAUGAACAGGAAGAAAAUACAAAGUCUCGCGGACAAAUUGUCUAAACACGUGAACCACUUCAGCAAAACAGAGAUUGAGUGCCUUAUAUGCGACUUUAACGUACUCCUGAGGGAACAGAUUAACCCCGGAAAAGCAAACGGCCUGGACAGACAGAAUUUCAGAAGCAUACUUUACAACAAGUUUGGCAUGAGCGACGCUAUUAUCAUGGACGCAGUCUUCAGGACUUUUGACACUGACGUGGACAGCUUCAUCAGUGUUAAAGAAUGGAUUGAGGGCCUGUCUGUUUUUCUUCGGGGGACACUGGAUGAAAAAAUCAAAUUCUGUUUUCAGGUGUAUGAUUCAAAUGGUGACAACUACAUCACCAAAGAGGAGAUGUUCCACAUGCUUAGGAACAGCCUCAUCCAACUGCCCAAUGAUGAAGACCCUGAGGAAGGGGUCAAAGACAUGGUGGAGAUCACACUGAAGAGGAUGGAUUAUGACCAUGAUGGAAAGGUGUCUUUAGCUGACUUUGACAAGGCAGUAAGAGAGGAGAACCUGCUUCUGGAGGCAUUUGGAACCUGCCUCCCUGAUAGAAAGAGUAUUCGUGGAUUUGAGCAGCAGGUAUUUCAACAUCAACUGGAAAAAUAGAGCUGUCAGAACCACAAGAAUUUCCAGCUCAUUUUAAUAGUUACACAUAUAUGUAAU